This is a messenger RNA of Spizellomyces punctatus DAOM BR117, 726 nucleotides long. RefSeq lists its product as uncharacterized. The coding region runs from base 79 to 648 and encodes 189 amino acids. The record is from RefSeq and is a predicted model, not a curated record. The transcript has a single exon. Lineage: Eukaryota; Fungi; Chytridiomycota; Chytridiomycetes; Spizellomycetales; Spizellomycetaceae.
AAAGUUCGACUUGGAUUGCCAUGAAUAUUCGCUCAGACAGCUACAUUGAUACACAUUCAAGCGCAAGUUAAACUUGAAAUGCCAACUGCAACUCUGUCUGCACUGGACCAUGGUAUGCCGUCGACGGCAAACUUAUCGCCAACGCUCCUGCCCCGCUGGAUUUCUGCUAAAGCCAACGCCAUACCUGCGACACUCGCUUUUCCUGCGGGCCAGGAGGCUACAGGGGAAACGCUCUAUAUCUCCCGUGGCAUACCUCAAAAUGGUUCUUACGCAAUAGUGCCAGGAAAGGCGGGGCUUCACCUGCAACCCCGCGGUCUGCACAUUGGCUAUCUCGGUCAAGAAAGCGUCAUUACGGAUCACCAGAUCUUGCAUAUACCUGAUCCAAGUUUAUUCGAGUGGGUACCAUGGGAAGGUUGCUGUGAUAUUGAGUCUUUGAAGGCCCAAGGCAGGAUCCCGUUAGUUGGUGGGCGGAAUAAAGACGGGGAGUGGAUGUUUAUUGCUGUGGCAUAUCCGUUGACCGGUGAUGAAGGGGGCCUGCAUCCUGGAAGGUGUGGUCCUGGGCUCAAAGGGGCUGCGAUUGGGUAUCCAGGGAAGGAGAAGAUUGUUGAUAAGUCCAGGGUUUUUUGCUUGAGAAAACCUGACAAAUGACGGGGUGUUCAGGGUAGUUGUGAACCCCCCAUAUUAAGAACCGUAGCAAAUACCCCCCUGGAAAUUUGAUGGAUGGGG